Messenger RNA from Adineta steineri, 1317 nucleotides. NCBI's taxonomy places the organism in Eukaryota, Metazoa, Rotifera, Eurotatoria, Adinetida, Adinetidae. The record is from the annotation of a GenBank genome assembly.
AUGGGUAUCACUGGAUCACGAGAAAACAAGGAGAAGAAGCCAGUUGUGCUCAUUGUCGGUGGCGGAUACGGUGGUGUUCAAUGUGCCAAAGCAUUGGACAAAACUGGUCAUUUUUUUGUCGUACUUAUCGAUCGAAAAUCCUAUUUUUUUCACAAUAUUGGAGCAUUACGCGCCAGCGUCGAACCAAACUAUGCUCAUCAAAUAUUGAUUCCUUAUGACCGGCUACUCACACAUGGAUGUGUUGUACAAGCUGAAGUCGAAGUUAUUUCACCCGAUGGUGUUAAAGUUCAUGGACGUGAAGAGCCGAUUCAAUUCGACUAUCUCGUUAUUGCUACAGGAUCAUCAUAUGCAUUUCCCGGAAAAGUCGCUGAAACUGAACAAUCUCAAGCCAUUGCACACUAUGAUAAUCUUCGACAGAAGAUUGAACAGGCGAAACGCAUUCUUAUCAUUGGUGGUGGACCUGUAGGCAUUGAACUGGCUGGAGAAAUUGCAACAGAUUUUCCACACAAGGAUAUAACACUUGUACAUAGCGGUGUGGCAUUACUCGAUUCGGGUGCGUUCAAAAAAGAAUUUUAUACUCGAUUACAAGCAGACCUUGAACGACUCGGCGUCAAAAUUGUGUUUAAUGAUCGUGUUGAUUUAGGCACGACUACUUAUGCACAUCAACAUGAGAAGUUUAUUGAAGGUGAUCAAACAUUCUUAACAACAAAAGGCAAGAUCGAGAUCAAGACUGAUCUGACAUUUGUAUGUACAGGAGCACAUGUAAACAACAAAAGUUUGAAGGCGGGUCCAUUCGUAGCAGAGCUAGAUACGAACAAGGAAGGUCGGCUGAAUGUGAAUGAAUAUUUACAAGUGAAAGGUUAUACAAAUAUUUUUGCCAUUGGUGAUAUCAGUAGUAAAGAAGGAAAACUCGCAUUUCUUGCUGACAAACAAGCUGACUAUGUAGCAUCAUUUAUUGCGCGAAUCGAGCACAAAAAAGACUUUCCAGAAGAAUACCAUCCUGCAAAGCAUCCAGCGAUGCUCGUGACAGUUGGUCGAAAUGGUGGAGUUGGACAAUUGCCCACUAAGGGUGGCUCUACCAUUGUCAAAUAUGUCAAAUCGAAGGGCAUGCUCACUUCAAAACAAUGGUGUACAUUAAACCAAAAGAGACAUCAAGCGACACAGUCGACUGAUACGGAACAACUAGAGCACAGUUCGGGCUAUGAGAAUAAACUGGAUUCAUUGAAACACAGUAUGGAAUUCACAGAAGAUGACGCUCGUCAACUGCUGGCAGGUCUGCCAGCAAAAGAACUCGAACUCGGACAGGAUUUUAUUUAA